This is a messenger RNA of Nymphalis io (European peacock), 3628 nucleotides long. It is a transcript of the gene bur, whose product is annotated as GMP synthase [glutamine-hydrolyzing]. The transcript has 16 exons. Gene Ontology annotation, cellular component: cytosol. Gene Ontology annotation, molecular function: ATP binding; GMP synthase activity; GMP synthase (glutamine-hydrolyzing) activity. NCBI's taxonomy places the organism in Eukaryota, Metazoa, Arthropoda, Insecta, Lepidoptera, Nymphalidae. Gene Ontology annotation, biological process: GMP biosynthetic process. Bases 227 to 2329 code for a protein of 700 amino acids. The record is from RefSeq and is a predicted model, not a curated record.
AAAUGUGUUCAGUCUUUAUUCUUGCAUCUAAUUUUCAUAUAAAAGAACCAAAUGCUAUUUCAUUCUUGUAAUUUUCUAUAUAAAUGCUUUGGAAUUUACUUUUUCAACAAUGAUAAUAAUGCAAUUGUCUUAUGUCUUGUAAUUUAUGACAGUGAAAAUGACAAUUUGUGCAGUGAUGGAAUUUAGCUAUAUUUUAUUGUGUUGUAAUGAUUGGAUUUAAGAAUUUAUGGAACAAGGUAGGUGCUGCUGGCGAGUCGGCGAGAUGCACACAGCCAGUACCGAAGGGCAGUACCGUGGCGCCAAUGGCGCGGCGCACGGGAAGGAUAAGGUGGCCAUACUGGACGCCGGAUCACAGUAUGGAAAGGUGAUUGAUCGGAGAGUUCGUGAAUUAUGUGUAGAGUCAGAUAUCCUGCCUCUAGAUACACCAGCUUAUCAUCUCAAAGAAGCGGGAUACCGCUCAAUCAUAAUAUCUGGCGGUCCAAACUCCGUAUACGCAGAAGACGCACCGAGAUAUGACUCAGAUAUAUUCAAGAUCGGUCUACCGGUACUAGGUAUAUGUUACGGUAUGCAAAUGUUAAACAAAGAGUUUGGCGGUUCAGUAUUGAGGAAGGAGGCGCGGGAAGAUGGACAGUACGAAGUGGAAGUUGAAACAACAUGUCCUUUAUUUAAUCGUCUAGAAAAACUCCAGCCAGUACUCUUGACACACGGCGACAGCGUACAGAAAGUCGGCGAUAGGUUUAGAGUCGGUGCACAAUCGUCUAAUCAUCUCAUUGCUGCCAUAUACAAUGAGCAGAUGCGUUUAUACGGCGUGCAGUUUCACCCAGAGGUGGACCUCACACCGAAAGGCAAGCAGAUGCUGUCGAACUUCCUGUUCGACAUCGCGGGCAUGUCGCGCACGUUCACGCUGCGCUCGCGGCGCGAGGCGUGCGUGCAGUACAUCCGCGACACCGUCGGCGACAACAAAGUGCUCGUGCUAGUCAGCGGUGGUGUCGACUCAACAGUUUGUGCUGCGUUAUUAAGAAAUGCUUUACGUGAGGACCAAGUCAUCGCUUUACACAUUGAUAACGGUUUCAUGCGCAAAAACGAAAGCGCAAAAGUGGAAAAGUGUCUGCGAGAACUCGGAGUUCGCCUGCACGUCAUAAACGCGUCGCACCAGUUCCGGCAGGGCAGCACGUCGGUGCGCGAGGCGGGCGGGCGCGUGCGCCACACGGCGCUGCUGUGCCACGCCGCCGCGCCCGAGGACAAGCGCCGCAUCAUCGGAGACGUGUUCGUGCGCGUGGCCGAGCACGCCGUGCGCGACCUGCUGCAGCUGCAAGAGGAGCAGGUGCUGCUGGGGCAGGGCACGCUGCGGCCGGACCUGAUCGAGUCUGCGUCGGCGCUGGCGUCGGGCGCGGCGGCCGCCAUCAAGACGCACCACAACGACACCGAGCUCGUGCGCGCGCUGCGCCAGCGCGGCCGCGUCGUCGAGCCGCUGAGGGACUUCCACAAGGACGAGGUUCGAGCAAUAGGUGCGGAACUAGGGCUGCCGCCUGCGUUGGUCGACCGGCACCCGUUCCCGGGGCCCGGACUCGCCGUGCGCGUGCUCUGCCAGGACGAGCCCUACGCGGACAGGGACUUUGCCGAGACACAGGUGAUAGUGAAGAUAAUGGUGGAGUACGCGUCGAUGUGUGUGAAGUCCCACGCGCUGCUGGGCCGCGUGUCCAACGCCACGACGGCGGCCGAGCAGGCUGAGCUCAAGCGCAUCUCGUCGUCGUCGGUCGUGGCCGCCACGCUGCUACCCGUGCGCACGGUGGGCGUGCAAGGUGACUGCCGCACGUACAGCUACGCCGUGGCGCUGUCGACGGAGCGCUACCCGCCGGACUGGCAAGACAUGCACUACCUCGCUAAGAUCAUCCCGCGUGUCUGUCACAAUGUUAACAGGGUUUGUUACGCGUUCGGAGGUCUCAUCAAGGAGCAAGUUACUGACAUCACACCGACGUUCCUCUCACAACAGGUCAUAUCAACCAUACGCCAGGCCGACGAUCUUGCCACGCAGGUGCUGACGUCGAGCGGCGCGGGCGCGCGCGUGGCGCAGAUGCCGGUGGUGCUGGUGCCCGUGCACUUCGACCGCGACGCCGGCGUGCGCGCGCCGUCCUGCCAGCGCUCGCUCGUGCUGCGCCCCUUCAUCACCAACGACUUCAUGACGGGCGUCGCCGCACUACCCGGAUCCGACGCCAUGCCGCAGGAUGUGGUGGACAGAAUGUACAAAGAGCUGAUAAGCGUACCGGGCAUCUCUCGCGUGCUGUACGACCUCACGCCCAAGCCGCCCGCGACCACCGAGUGGGAAUGAUCGCGUACACUUUUGUAUGUUUUGUACUGAGACAAUGGAUGCACUGGCGGCAGUGGUCACGAUAGCAUUUCAUUACCAGCCAAAUGUAAACAAUAUAAUUCCGUUAAUGUUCAUGUUGUGUGCACAUGACGAAGCCCAGUGUGUCUUAUACAUUUCAAUCCAGUUUGUACAAAUCGUAAACAAAGUCAAACAUUGAAUAGAUUGAAUAAAAACGUAAUUGUAAUCAAAUAAAGUUUAUUAUAAUACAUAUUUGUUUAUAUUUUAUACAAAAUUGAAAUGAACUUGAUUUUUUGCUGUUAGAUACAGAAAAUUCGGUCGUAUAUCGUUGUUGUGAAUGAUCAUGAACUAAAUGCAGACUAAAUAUUGUUUCAGUGUAUUCAUGUUGUUUAAUUACAUUUAUAGUUGAAUAUCUAUGUUUUUUUUAAUGGAGUUCUAGUUUACUUAUUAAAACUCACUAAUUAUUUAUCGAAGGCUGAAGACACAUUUGAUAUGAAUUGAUUUAUAGUUUUUUACUACAUAUAACAAUUUAUUUAGUAUCUGUGAAGAUUAGUUUUAAAAUAUUAAUUAAUUUGAAUAUUUUGUUGAAAAUGAUUCACAAUAAAUUAAUAUUCAAUAUAAUAAUAGUACAUUCAGUGUGCCCUGUCUUAUAUUGAAAAUGAACUCAAUUAAGUAAACACUUUUUAAGCUUUUAUAAAAUAUAAUGGACUGAUAUGCAAUUAUAAGGCUGACCCUCCAACGGAUGUAUAGCAUUGUUGCUCAUUGAAAUGCUAUAAAAAUUGAGUUAAUGUGACAGAGUAAUUUUUGAUGUUUUUUUUUUUGUAUAAAUAAAUAAUUGCAUAACACCAUACUAUGCAUCCGAUGGAUUGUUAGUUUAGAAUAUGUUCAUGUUUAAUCUUCAUUGUUUUUUGGACCACUGCCCCUAAAAUUAUUUUUUGUAAAUACAUUGGUAAAUAGACACAAGGAACAUUAUAUGAUAUUGGUGUCACAUUAUUGUUAGCUCCACUGAUCUGUUUUGUAACAUGUAGUAAAUAAUAUCAAAGGCUGUGUAAAUUAUUAAAGCCAUGUAUUCCGCACCCCAAACAUAUAUAGAGAUUGCAAUUUUAUAUGAAACUAUUGUGUAUGUGGCCUUAGGAUAGUAUAAAGAUUGUUAAGACUAAAAGAGGACACUUAAUUGUUUCAUUAAAAUUGUCAUUGUCUAUAAUUAAUCUUGUAUGAAAUCAGAGACAUUGUGUUUUAUGGAAUUGUUCAGUGUUAUUGACUGGAAAUUUCAUAAUAAAAUUAUAUUAUGCUUUAUUUUCA